AUGUCUAAAAGUCUGGAGAAUGUGGCCCUGGGGCUCCGAUCCAAGUUCAACGAGAACGUAUACAAUGUCAUUGGACUGGACAUGAAGGGCGCUCCUUCGUUGAUUUGCAAGCAGCUGAUUGUGCAGAACUACUGUCCCAAAAUUAGUGUUAUCUCUACAACGAGCUCGGACGCUCUAGCCUCCAGUUUGGGAUUCGGCAACUUUUUGGAACUUCUGAGGUGUUUUGAGCAAGGCCUCCUGGAUCAGGAUCCCGGAAUAACUGCUUCUAAUGGCUCCAACUUGAGGCUGACAGUGCGAUUUGUCAGUCCCAUCAUGGACCAGUUACGAGAACAAGAAGAGUUUUUGCAAACGAGAAGGUCCAGUUUAGGAGGCAGCGCAAGCUUGGGUGGCUCAGAUUCCUUCAGCCAAACGUUUUCCGUGUCAGAACUGUACAACCUGAACGCGUUGGACCCUUUCAUAAACGACCAUAUAAAAGACGUCGACAGCAUAAUUACCGCGAGCGAUGACCCUGUGCAUAUAAAACUCGCUCGAAAUUCCAUCUAUUUGAAGCUGCUCACAAAGAGCAUCUCGUCCACAACGAUUUCGUCUUUCGAGUUCUUCAACCAUCCAAUAGUGCAACUGUUUGUCGUCACGUCUGCGGACUCGUUGGAAACAGUCAAGGAAGCGCUGUCUGGCUGGAAAAGGACCGCAUACCCGAGCUGGUUGGACAUUGAGUCGAUAUUAGAGCUGGUUCUCAUCGUUGUCGACCCAGAAAAGGAAUUGCAAGAUGGACUACGUCUGCAGGAAGAGCUCAAACUAGGUGUUGGGGUGAAAAGUCUCAUUGUACCGCUAAACAACUCCGGAGACAACGUGGACGUUGGGAAGCCUAUUUUUGCUCAGUUAGGAGAGGAUAUGGCCAGAACGGAGUCCUCUGAGCGCGGACUCCCACGUCAAGUCUACGAAACGUUCAGUGAUCAAAUUCAGGAUAUCAUUCAUAAACAGCUCAUACCUCACAUGGAAAGAAAGGUCAGGUUGUGGACAGAGGAAUACGUGGCUCCUCGCAAAAGCUUUACAGGGAGAUUCUUCAAUGCUGGAAAGAAAUGGGGCGGAAACGGCGCCAAGAAAUCGUUUUUCUCUUUUGGUAGCAGCGAAAAACUCGAAACCACCCCGGAGCCCAGCGGCUCGAGCUACAACAAGAAAGACGGUUACUACAGCAUCAAGUCGCCGGAAAUGGCCAUACGACGUUUGGCAGACUGGAAUUUCAUGCUUCGCGACUAUCGAAGCUCGUACACGACGUACGAGCUGCUUAAGAAAGAUUUUCUGAAUGACAAGGCGUACAAUUAUCUCGCUUCGCUCCAAGAGUUCAUGAUCAUCUCUUUAAUUAUGGGCGCAAGCAAUAAGGUCAAUCCGUUAGAUAAGCCACCUAUCAGCAUGGUGAUGAACGGAAUCACAGCAAAAAUCAUAUCUGAGGUGAUCAAUCCGCUGGUGGACUCCUCGUUCUACUCGUACCUGUCGCGGUGCAAUUUGAAGACGUACAGUGUCCGCUUACUCCUGAUAAUUGCCGAGCUUUUUUUCAUCCUCGGACAGUCGACAGCAUACUUUGGGCACUCCCAGGCCUCUGCAUCUGCAUUGUACUACAAUGAGGCAAUCAAUCUGUUUACCAAGUUGAUCGACUCGCACCUUUUAGAAAGCACGACCAACGCCGUAUUAAUGGAACGGGUUGCAUACAUUUAUUCCACCUUUGGCCAGCCGGAGAAGUCUCCAAAGACCACUGUUAAAGAGUCCUACUACGAGCAGGAUAAUCCGCGGAAGCUCCAGGUCCCCAAGCUGCUCUCCUUUGGCCAGACCAGACAUCGCAAGUCGAUCCUGUGGCUGCUUCUGGCUGCCAAAGAGCUGGACCCGGUCUCCAAGCCAGCACAAACAAGGCUUCUCGUGGAAUGCAUCGAGGACGAAAUAGCCCAGGUCCCAGGUCAUGACGUCGCUGCGUGGAUGCACAGGGAAGACGGGCUUUUGUACAGUUUGAAAAAAAGCUUGGGUAUAUAG
Ogataea angusta is the source of this 2022-nucleotide messenger RNA. RefSeq lists its product as uncharacterized. The record is from RefSeq and is a predicted model, not a curated record. The coding region runs from base 1 to 2022 and encodes 673 amino acids. Gene Ontology annotation, cellular component: TRAPPIII protein complex; cytoplasmic vesicle; phagophore assembly site. Lineage: Eukaryota; Fungi; Ascomycota; Pichiomycetes; Pichiales; Pichiaceae. The transcript has a single exon. Gene Ontology annotation, biological process: protein localization to phagophore assembly site; endoplasmic reticulum to Golgi vesicle-mediated transport.